CAUGCGUCCUCUAGGACUAAACUACGUUCUAAGAUCGAAACACGAGAGCGUCGGCCAUUUGUAUUGAGCGUUUCUUUACGCAUCAUAUCAAAAUGAAGAUCGGUCUUUGUGCGUACAGCGGAUACAAAAUUUAUCCGGGCCAUGGUAAAACCAUGGUCAAAGUUGAUGGAAAGACCUUUACUUUCCUCAACUCGAAAUGCGAAUCUGCACACUUAAUGAGACGUAAUCCUAGGAAAGUGACAUGGACUGUCUUGUACAGACGAAAACACAAGAAGGGACAAGAGGAGGAGCAAACUAAGAAGAGGACGAGGCGCACUCAAAAAUUCCAGCGUGCUAUCGUGGGUGCUUCCUUAACAGAUAUCUUGGCUAAACGCAACAUGAAGCCAGAGAUUCGUAAGGCCCAGAGAGAACAAGCAAUCAAGGCUGCAAAGGAGCAGAAGAGAGCAGCAAAGGCAACGAAGAAGGCUGUUGCUCCUCCGAAAACGAAACAACCUCCAAAACAAAAAGUUGCGAAAGUGACGCAAAAAUCUGCACCUCGUGUUGGAGGAAAGCGUUAAAGUUUGUAACUAUAUAAAUAAAGUAAAAUAAUUGGUA
Linepithema humile (Argentine ant) is the source of this 594-nucleotide messenger RNA. RefSeq names its product ribosomal protein L24 (gene RpL24). Lineage: Eukaryota; Metazoa; Arthropoda; Insecta; Hymenoptera; Formicidae. Gene Ontology annotation, molecular function: structural constituent of ribosome; mRNA binding. Gene Ontology annotation, cellular component: cytosolic large ribosomal subunit. The record is from RefSeq and is a predicted model, not a curated record. Gene Ontology annotation, biological process: cytoplasmic translation.